Closterium sp. Naga37s-1 is the source of this 1083-nucleotide messenger RNA. Lineage: Eukaryota; Viridiplantae; Streptophyta; Zygnematophyceae; Desmidiales; Closteriaceae. The record is from the annotation of a GenBank genome assembly.
UUCCUGCACCCGGGCGGGUGGUGCGGGUGGCACUUCCUCUCCUUCCUGCCAGCGGCGUACAUGAGGGCUGUGCCCGUCUAUGUGCCAGUCUACCUCGUCUCUGCACUGCUCGUGCACCGCUCCUCCCUCCUUCGCCAGCCUCUGUCCAUAGCACUGCGCACGGCUCUGGGAGCAGCGCGCUCCUCGCUCUUCCUUUCCACCUACUGCGGCGCUGCCUGGUUCUGGACGUGCAACAUUCACCAGUUGGUUGGCAAGUGCACGCGGGCAACCAUGGCUGGUGGCGCGUUCCUGUGCGGGCUGGCAGUGCUGCUCGAGAAGAAGUCGCGACGCAUGGAGCUGGCGCUCUACUGCUUCUCGCGCGCCAUCGAGUCCUUCUUCAUCUGCCUCGCCUCCUGGGGCGUCCUCCCGCCCCUCUCCUCCCUCGCCCUCUUCCCCGCCCUCGCCAAGCGCUACCUCUCCGCCAAGCCUGCUGCCGGAGCACCCGCAGCUGCCAUAGGGGCGGGAGGUGCGGGAACAGGCAGCAGAGCAACAUCAGGAGGGUGCAGGGGGGGAGGGAUCGUGAAGGAGUCGCUAAGCGGAGUUCUCCCAGUGGCGGCAGCGGUGCUGCAGCCGCACGCUCUCCUAGACGUGGCGUUACUGGCAGCAGCAGCGGGGGUGAUCAUGCAGUGCUACCAGAGCGAGAGGGACGUGUUCCGCUCCAAGUACCUCAACGUACUGGACUGGAUCUUUGGAGUGCCCAAGGGGCAGAAGGCUGCCUCUGAGCUCUACCGCCGUCGCUCCCCUCAGGUGCACGCGCUGGAGCAUGCCAAGCCGCGCUCGCUGUCGCUCCCGGCCUUCUCCCUGCCCGCUUCUGCUGCUGAUGCUGCUGCUGGUGGUGUGGCUUCUGGUGCUGCUGCGGCUGCCUCUGGCGCCUCUCGUGCCUUUGCUGGGAUUUUGCCGCCUGCCAACCUGCCUCGUCCUGGUGCUGCUGCUGCUGCUGCUGCUGGCUCUGCUCCUGGCUCUGGCAAUCUGUUGGAUGGUAGUGCGGCUGGUGAACGGCAGCGGCAGUGCAACGGGACUGUGAGUGCUGACAGAGUCAAGUGA